AUGGACGAGGAUUUUGUCAAAAAGCGCCUCGAGAAGGAUCUCUCUGAAUUGAAGAGAAUCAUCGAGGCUCAUUUCAUCCAGCGAAAAAAGGAUGAAGAAGAACUCGAAGAGCUCAAGACCCGAAUUGAGAAGCGAAAAGAAUACCGAGAGCAGCAGCUCAAGCAGCGAGCCGAGCGAGAACGACUUCGACAGGAAGCCGAACAGCUCGAAAAGGAUCGACGAGCCGCCGAAGAAGCCGCUCGAAAAGAAGAAGAAGAGCGAAAGAAGAAGGAAGCUAUGCAGGCUCUUUCUCAAUCCUUCGGUGGAUACAAAGCUCAAGCAAAACAGCGAACUGGCCGAGGCGAGCGAGAACGAAAGAAGAAGGUUCUCGCCGAGCGAAGAAAGCCGCUGAACAUCGACCAUUUGGCCGCCGAAAAGCUCCUCGAAAAGGUCAAGGAUCUUUACGAGCACCUCAACCGAGUCGAAUCCGAACGAUGCGAUUUCGAGCAGAAACAGAACCACCACAAGUACUACGUUACGAUGCACCGCGCCCGCGUCAACCAGGUCAUGUCGCAGCUUUCCAAAAAGAAGAAGUAA
Oikopleura dioica is the source of this 576-nucleotide messenger RNA. The record is from the annotation of a GenBank genome assembly. NCBI's taxonomy places the organism in Eukaryota, Metazoa, Chordata, Appendicularia, Copelata, Oikopleuridae.